Messenger RNA from Pseudonaja textilis, 4471 nucleotides. It is a transcript of the gene SELENOT, whose product is annotated as selenoprotein T. The record is from RefSeq and is a predicted model, not a curated record. Gene Ontology annotation, biological process: cell redox homeostasis. Lineage: Eukaryota; Metazoa; Chordata; Lepidosauria; Squamata; Elapidae. Gene Ontology annotation, molecular function: thioredoxin-disulfide reductase (NADPH) activity. Gene Ontology annotation, cellular component: endoplasmic reticulum membrane.
AGGGGGUCGGCGGCGGAGGCGGCGGAGGCGGUGGGGGGGGACGUUCUGGCUCCAGAGGGCAGCGGGAGCAAGAUGAAGCCGACCCUGGCGCUGCUGUUGCUGGUGGCGGUGGGCUUGAGCGGCGCUGGGGCUCAGCCAGGCGGUCUGCCUCCUGGGAAGAAACUACGCAUGGCCUACGCCACCGGGCCGUUGCUCAAGUUCCAGAUCUGUGUUUCCUGAGGAUACAGGCGGGUGUUUGAAGAGUACAUGCGGGUUAUUAGCCAGCGGUACCCAGACAUCCGCAUUGAAGGGGAAAACUACCUUCCCCAACCCAUAUAUAGACAUAUAGCCUCUUUCUUGUCAGUCUUCAAACUAGUGCUAAUAGGCUUCAUUAUUGUUGGCAAGGAUCCUUUUGCUUUAUUUGGCAUGCAAACUCCAGGUAUCUGGCAGUGGGGACAAGAAAAUAAGGUAUAUGCUUGUAUGAUGGUUUUCUUCCUGAGCAACAUGAUUGAGAACCAGUGUAUGUCAACAGGUGCAUUUGAAAUAACUUUAAAUGAUGUCCCAGUGUGGUCUAAGCUGGAGUCUGGGCAUCUUCCUUCCAUGCAGCAACUUGUUCAAAUCCUUGAUAAUGAAAUGAAACUCAAUGUGCAUAUGGAGCAAAUGCCACAUCAUAGAUCAUAGCCCCAUUCAUCAGUACUGAACACUUCUUACAUUAAGUGAUACUUUCCAAAGGCAACAUGAAUGAAAUAAAUGAAGGUCUGUACUGAAGACAGAAAGCUGUUGGUACAGACUGGAUGAUCUACUUGUCUUCAUGUUGUACCUUCUGAAAAUCUUAAUGCAAGAUCCCUUUCAGUGCUGGUACGUGUCCAAGAACUGCACAUUCAAGGAGUGCAAUAAUACUGUAUAGUUUUUUUAAAGUAAUUUAGCCAGUUCAGUUUUAGAAAAAAACACAGGUGUUACUUGAUUACAGAUUUUUUGCUUUGGAUUAGAUCCGGACUAAGUUGCAUUUCAAACCUAUUAAAUUUAGUGUGGAUUAAAUGCAACCAGUGGAGUCUUGAUCUAACUCUUUGUAUUCAUGUCUAUUAAGGUGGCAAAAUUUAUUAAUAUUCUAAUAUUUUCCUGGAAAAAGUCUGAUUUGCUUUAUGUGGCCUUUAUAGAAUAUUUGUAAUUUAAAAUCAAUCUUGAGAAGUACUGGCUGUCUUUUAAACUGGUUUGGAUAACUGAUGGCUGCUGAACAAUACUGAUUUGGUUGUGUAAGUUUUGUAUAUUUUCAGGGUAUAUUGCUGAGUGAAUGGUACAUUAUAAAACUAAAUUAUAUAAACAAAUGAUAUGCAGAGUAACUACCUUCUACGUCAUGACUUCAGAAGACCAAGUGAUGUUCAGAUUCCCUCAACAAUUUGAAGUCUGUUUCCUGGCCCAAAUUGUACGAUCAAGUAGUUGGCCUUUAUGCUGUCAUAAAUAUGAACUAAGUAAACUAAUUUAAAUAAAGAAAUUUUAUUUACUGUGAGUAAAUCAGCUUAAAUCACUUCAUAAAGUUGUCUGAAUAAUAUAUUGAAGAAAGAAGCAAAAGCAAUUUCAUAUACAUUAUGGAUAUCCUAAAUCUCCCUUACAUAAUCUUUGGCAGUACUCAAAACUAUCAUAUGAAUCCAAAAGGCGAUCCCAAUUUCUUAAAGGAUAAUAUUUUUAGACCAGACAUUGAGGAACAAAAAUAUUUUUGAACUAUGUGAACUUUUAAUUUUAAUUCAUUGAAGAAAAAGUUUUCAUUGAGUAAGUUUUUUUUUUAAAGUACUCUGGCUCCAGUCACAAUUUUUUCAAGUGUGCUGCAGUCUCUAUUUGUUCCCAUGUUACCCUUUUGAGUAACUUGCAGUAACAAGUAAGGUUAAAAAUGUAGAAAAAAGGGUUGUACUUUCCAUCUAUAAUGUCCUCCAUGUAUAUAGCAAUAGCACUUAGACUUUUAUACUGCUUCACAGUGCUUUACAGCCCUCUAAGCAGUUUACAGAAUCAGCAUGUUGCCCCCCAAAAUCUGGGUUUUCAGUAUAAACAGUUUUGAAUUCAGAAAGCAUAUAAUCAUCUACGGACAUAAUUUCACUUGCUAAGUUGUGAAUUUGCAUAGCUUCUUAUAUGGGUUUAAGGUUUGUUUGAGUUCUUGUUUGGGGAUGUUUUAUGAUUAGUUUUGUCAUCUAAAAUGGCACAAAAAGAAAAAAAAUAGUAUAAUCUAUGAUAGUAUCUUUCUAAGGCCAAUCUAAAAUUGGGAUAUUUUGAUCUAUAAUUCUUUGCCUAACAGGAUAAUAAAUAAAUAAAUAAAUAAAUGCUAAUUUCAGGCUGUUUAAAGUCCUAGUAAUAAUCAUCUACAAGUGUAACAUCUACAAAGGUAAAUCUUUCUUGUGUUAACUCAAUAUAUCAAUGGUAUUUUUUCUGUGACGAUACUGAAAUGGUUUGCCAUUGUGUAUUUUGGAACUUGUUUGUGACUUUCUUGGCUUUUCAUUUGGUUCUACAAGUACUAACCAUAUCUGAUCAACCUAAUUCUGUUGAUAGCAAACAACACCUAGAUACCUAUUUCAAAUUUGUCUCUUGUUAUUUCUGGCAAAUAAGUUAAUUAUUAUUAUAUUGUCUUAUUUGGAAGUCCAGGAGAGCACAACUUGCUAUUUUGGUUGUUAAUUAUUACUCUUAUGGUUAACCUAUAAUUGUAAUUAAAUGAACUUUUAGUUUAAAAGUUGGUGGUGAUGAAGAGUUCCAUUGUGGCAAUGCAAUAAUUUCAGUAUUAUUAUUGUUAUUUGCAUUAUAUGCCACCUAACUCCAAAUGACUCUGGGCAUCUCACAACUUAAAAACAAAGUAACAAAUACACAAUCAACAAUAAAUAACAUGUAACAUACUUAACAUGGAAAUCUAACCACCCUAGCUCAAAAUCUGGGAAUCUUAAGCUGCCAAUUCUUAAGACUGUAUGUUGCCACUGAACUUUUUCAAGUUUGUCUUUUAUCACUGACAUUUGGUCUCCCUAUUCCAAAGUAUAAUGUGAUCUUAUUAUUUAACAUUGUUCAGUGGCAUCUUCUGAAGAAAAUAGGUUUCUACUCCCCCUCCUCUCAAAUAUCAAUUUACAUUAGGAAACAUUCAGAACUCAUGUGUGACAAAAUUAGUUUGGGGUAGAAAAUAAAGCUUUUCUUGCAAAAGGAUAUCUUCAAAGCAAAAGCAUUAACAUGCCCCCCCCCCCCCCCCGCCCCCCGAUUUUUAAGAAUAGAAUAGACAUUUUGCAGUAGCCCUACUUUGAUAAACAUCAGUUACAGGUAGUCCUCGACUUAUGACCACAGUUGAGCACCAAAUUUCUGUUCUUCAGCAAGAUAGUUGUUAUGUGAAUUGUGUCUCAUUUUAUUACCUUUCUUGCCACGGUUGUUCAGUAAAUUUGGCUUCUCCAUUGACUUUGCUUACAAGGUCUCAAAAGGUGAUCACAUAACCCCAGGACUUUGCAACUGUCAUAAAUAAAUGCCACUUGACAAGCAUCUGAAUUUUGAUUAUAUGGCCACAGGGAUGCUGCAACAUCCAUAGGUUGAAAAAUGGCCGCAAAUCGCUUUUGUCAGUGUUGUAACUUUGAAUGGUCACUAAAUAAAUGGUUGUAAAUUGAGGACUGCCUGUAGGGUUGUAACUAUUAGUUCUGACUUCUUGCAUAGUUGCACAAGCUUUACAGAUACUUGUUUCUAAUCUUAUUAUAAAAUUAAUUCCUUGUAAAAAGCUGUUUUUUAUAAUUUUUCAAAAUUGUUGAAGAAUUAUGAGGUGCUCUCUGAACUUGAUGGCCAGAGAACUUGGUUGUUUUCUUGCAGACAUUUCAUUAUCAUGCUAGCACUGAUGAUCUUAUCAGUUUCGGUAAUGAAACGUCUGCAAGAAAACAACCAAGCUCAGAGCCCAACGACCCCUCCUUUCAAUCUGGGGCUACAAAUAUUACUCUUGAUUGUAAAGAAUUAUGUUUUCAAAAAUAAAUUUCUGAAACAUAAACACAAUGAGUGGCAAUACAUCACACAUUAAUGAAAACGUGUUCGGUAUUUUUGCAGUUAUUUUUCCAUAUGUCUACAGUAUUUUUAGUGGGUUUUUGAAUGGGACAGUAAUGAGAUUCUUCCUCAGCCAAAAAAAUCCAAACAACCAGCAUGGAACAAGAACUAAUUAAAAAUAUUUUAAAAUAUACAAAGAAACAAUAAGAACAAAUUUUGAUGGGUAUAUUGAUCCAACUCAUUUCAGACUUCAAGUAAUUUUAUGAAAAUCGGGCAGUUCCAAUAAUAUAUUGUUGUUUUUUUUAACAUCUACUUAAUUCAGUCAUGAUUUUUGUAAUCCUUUUGGUUUUGUUUGGGUUUUUUCAGUAUAUGUGAUGCCUACUAUAAACUCUUUAUCCAUGAUAAUGACUUAGGUUGAAAUACAUUUGGGAUUUUUGUCUUAUUUUAAAAUCAGGAUUAAGUAUUGCUUGGCAUAUAUACAACUUAUUUUUGUGUGAUACGUUCAUACAUAGUG